Amborella trichopoda is the source of this 3895-nucleotide messenger RNA. Lineage: Eukaryota; Viridiplantae; Streptophyta; Magnoliopsida; Amborellales; Amborellaceae. The record is from RefSeq and is a predicted model, not a curated record.
AUGGCAUCAAAGGCCGUGCAGCCGCCGCCAUGCGCUUUCAGCUUCUCCUCCUCCCCAAUCCAUCGCCUCUCUCCGCCUUCUGCUCGACCUCCUCUCCUCUGUUACUCUUGGCCUUCCUCUUCUCUCUCACGUCGCUGCAACCACACCCUCAGUCUAACUCUCUGUGCUGCCUCUUCUUCUUCUUCCUCAGCCUUAGAAGGCGGCAAGGCAUCAGAAAAAGUAUUUCACGGAGAGUGCUUUGUUUUGGACGACAACAUCGACACGGACCAGAUCAUCCCCGCGGAGUACCUGACCCUCGUUCAUUCGAACCCGGAGGAGUAUGCGAAGCUGGGGAGCCCGGCGCUCUUAGGGCUCCCUUCCCGGUACCCUCGCUUCGUGGCACCCGGGCAGCCCUUGUCCCGCUAUGCCAUCAUCAUUGCGGGCGCCAAUUUUGGGUGUGGCUCGUCGAGCGAGCAUGCCUUUGUUGCCCUAGGUGCGUCAGGCGUCAAGGCCGUGGUGGUUGAGUCCUAUGCGCGCAUCUUCUUCAAGAAUUUGGUGGCGACUGGAGAAAUUUACCCCCUUGAAUCCGCAGAGGGGUGGCUUUGCAAAGAGUGCAAGACGAAGGAUUUGGUGACUGUGGAGAUGGAGAAGGAGAGGGGACUACUUACGGACCACACCACUGGGAAGGAGUAUAAGCUCAAGCAGAUCGGGGAUGCGGGGCCGGUGAUUGAGGCUGGGGGAUCUUUGCAUACGCUCGCAAGACCGCAAUUGGACAAAGUAGAAAGAGCACGAAAGCCUCCUUCGAUAAGAGAGCACGCAUGCGUGGCCGGCUUCGUCCACUUCAACUUAUUAGCAUUAGCUGCACUCCGUAGGUAGUUUGGUGGAAUUAGAUGAAUGAGGAGUAGAUGAAAUUAGGUUGGGCAAUCCUAGUAUGCAUCAACAUCUUUAGACAACUGUUCUUCCUCAGCAACAUACAUUUAAGAAUUGCCUUUGUUUCAAGUGGAAAGGUUUUGAUGCAUUUUGUUUGAACAUCUUCAUUUAUGAUUAUGUAACUAACAUGGAGGUAAAUGAGGACAGCCAACAAUAGUCUCACCAUAAAUUUAGUGUAAUACUCCAGGUUCUCUUUUCACCCUUAGAACCCUCAGAGGAACGUGAAAUUUAUUGAGCCAUCUUUGACAAGCAUGUUCAAUCUAUAUGUUCAUUUGGCAAUAUGUUAGUGAAUCUGAUCUUAUUGGGAUUAAAUAUCAUGUAGGGUGUUUGAUAAUGCAUUAUGUCCUACAUUUCUGUAUUAUGGUGGUUUGUUAUUUAUUUACUUAUGUUAAUGGUGGUUUAUUUUUUCUCUUUGUUAUUGUUGGAUUGGAAGAGGAAGAAUGGGACUGUAUCAAUUGGAGUAGUUUUCCCCACCGAAAAAGCACUUGCUGCUGGCAGGGAAGGGAUAGUUCCAGAAAUCUAGUAAAUUUUUUUUGAGAUUAUGUUUUUUUUUUGGAAGUUCUCUAUGGGGCUGUAGCAAUUGGAGUAAUUUUCUCUCCUCGGAAAAGCAAGGAAAUCUAGCAAUUGAUUUUUGAGAUGAUUGUUUGUUAUAGUCACAGAUGGACUUCUUUGAAAUGGAAUGAUGUAUAUUGAGGAAAGACUUGAACUGGUUUUUAAGAGGGGAGGAGAGAGAGAGAGAGAGUGAGAGAGUGAGAGAGAGAGAGAUGUAUAUUGAUGAAAAAUGGUUAUUGAAUUUGUGUUUGUGUUAAGAGAGAGAGAGAUAGAAUCCUUAGUAUGUCUUUUUAUUUGCAAUCCCAUAUGUAAUUGUUAAUUGGGGUUGAUUGAGACAUGAAAUCAUGUGCUAUGUGUUUUGGGAGUUGAUUUGGAUCUUGUUGCACUAAAGAAUUAAAGCAACUUGCACCUAUGUGGAAGAAGCAAUUUGUUAAAUGGAUGAAUAGCCUCUAAGUCUAUUGCCAUUGAAUUUAUUUAAUAGUCAUAGCUAGUCAUCCAUCUUUUAAAUUGUAUUAGGUAUUUCAUAACUUUUUACCUAAAAAAUAUUGGGCAGGUUUUUUACAUAUAUUGGCAUUGAAUUUACAUGUUUUUCAUAAAUUUUUCACUUUUUCAGUGGCUUGAAAUCAUCAAACUGGGUUUCGGGUUGGGUCAGGGCAACCCGAAUAGUAACGCAACAGGUACAGAUCGGGUCUUGGGUCCUAAUGCAUGUUCUUGGUACGGGUACGGGUAUGUCCGGGUCCGAGUAUGGGUCCAUCUAGUGUUAUUUCGGGUUCGGCUAUGGGAACAGCCGGACCUGACCCGUAUCCACCCCUAUCUUCAUUAGAUAAUAGACUGCAACUCUUCUCCCAACGUGCUGAAUAAUGCCCUUCCUGCUCCCACUUGUCACCCCAAACCUACCUAAAAACCUACUUUUAAUCAUCUUGAAAUGUGAACUAUUCUAGGUUAACCACCUCCAUUACUCGAUCCCCUUCUUAACAUCCUACUAGUUCAUCAUCUAGAUCCACUUGCUUUGUUUCUUGCAAGUCCCUUCACCUCCAUACAGCCACUCUUGGAAAUCAAGGACAAACUGCUUUUGUUGGCUAUUUGUUGAGUUUCCUUUAUAGUGUCCAAAGAACAACCGAGGUGGACUGCUAUAUUUUUAGUAAAGUUGCACAAUGUUGAGCUGUGAAGAUCAUGGAUAUGUCUACCACAUGAUUAGUAAUAUUUAUAAAUAUGUCCGAAGCAUGGAGGGAUGCAUGUGUCAAAAAUAUCAUAAAAAAGUCAAAACAAGAAGACAAUUAACACAAGCUAGGCGAUACAAUGUGAAAAUCAAAAGUUUCAGUUGGGAAUGUAGGGCAUCAACCUCAUUGCCAUUGGAAGCAUUGCCAAUGCAGUAGGAACCUCUCGACCUAGUCAUAAUGGAUCACUAUUAAAUCCUUCACGGUAAGACCUGGUUCAAGUAUUAUCAUCAUAUCAUCAGGAAUAUUUGACUCCAUGAUCAUUUGCUUGACCUGCUGCUUCUGCAAGAAGCUUUCCCAACAAAGUAGAACAGAACUCAGCUUAACCAAUUGGAAUAACAUUUUAUUUUUAUUUUAUUUUUUUAACAUAAUCCACUACUACAAUACCAUUGACAACCCAUUAUCUUCAUUCCCACCCGUAGUAAACAUUGUACGACCAUAUCCACUCCAUUAAUCUAAAGAACAAGCUCAACUACCGGUCCUUCCGCAAAUGGUAAUUCACAAGCAAUGAAUUCUCCACAAGCAAUGUCAUUCUCCCAAUCCAGAGUAUCAAUAAAUCACCGGCUUCAAGCCUGACACUUCAAUGGAAGAACAAAAAUACUUCUUCCAAUGAGUAUAUUUACAAAAAACUCACUAAAUUGUUGAUUGCUAUGGUCAUCGGUUUUCAACUCAUUAUCUUUAUACAUAGAAAUAAGUAUAGAGCAAAUUGUCAGAUUUGCUGUGGGAACCAAUGGCCAUAAAAUAUUCAUCUUCAUUCAAAUGUAUCAACAACAAAUGUGGUGGAGUGAAUCAGCAAUGAAACAGUUCAUAUUCAUAAUCAUGGUCGUCUAAACAAGCAUUAGGGAAACAUAUUAGAGUGUGAAUACUAUAUCCAAUCUCUUUUCCCUAUUAUCAACCUGGCAUAAGGGUGAGGGAGAGAGACAACACAGAGAAACUCUAAGGGAUUGCAGAUAACAAGAAACCAGGUCACCAGUCAAUCAUAAAUCCCAUAUACAAAAAGUAAAAUACUCAAAAAAGUACAUUUGAGUACCAUCUCAUCUACAAGAGAGAGACUAAACAAAGAGCACUUGAAUACUAUCUCAUCCAAGGAAGAGAGAGAGUGAGCAGGCUGAAGAGAAAGGUUGAGAAGGGGAAAGCAUCAUACCAUCUCAAUUCUUGCGAUCCUCUACUACAACAAUCCAAAAACCAAAAGGAAAGAUGCCACUUGCAAUUCUUGC